CUUACUCUUCACCAAAGUAAAACUGGAAUGGGUACAUAAAGGACCUGAAGAGGCUCUGGUGACAUGCAGACAUAUGUUGCAGAUAUGGCAGAUGGUAUAUAAUGUUUUACAGCACAGUGGCUCUGAGAAAGGAAGUAGUGUGACUGAAACACCAGUGAUCAAAAAGCAUAACGGACUGCAUCUCACACUCCCGGAUGCUCAUGAUACCGAUUCUGGAUCACAGCGAGCCUCUUCUCUUGCUGCAUCAAGACUGGAACAGGCCAUGUCUGAAAUAACCAUGCAGAGCAGCGCAAUGAAGCAAGGACCUAUGCAACUGUGGACAGCUCUUGAACAAAUUUGGCUGCAAGCUGCUGAGCUCUUCAUGGAACAACAGCACCUCAAAGAAGCAGGUUUUUGUAUCCAGGAGGCAGCUAGUCUUUUCCCCACAUCUCAUGCUGUACUGUACAUACGUGGGAGGCUUGCAGAGAUGAAAGGCAAUUUGGAGGAGGCUAGGCAAUUGUAUGACGAAGCGCUCACAGUCAAUCCAGCUGGAGUGGAAAUUAUGCACAGCCUGGGCCUGGUGCUGAGCAGACUUGGGCGGAGGGACCUGGCCCAGAAAGUCCUCAGAGAUGCCAUCCGGAUCCAGACCACCAGUCACAAGGCCUGGAACAGCCUUGGAGAGGUCUUGCAAGCUCAGGGGAAAAACGAAGCAGCCAUCGAAUGCUUCCUUACUGCUCUGGACCUUGAAUCCAGCAGUCCUGUCAUCCCGUUCACUGUCAUACCCAGGGAGCUCUGA
Messenger RNA from Cariama cristata (Red-legged seriema), 775 nucleotides. RefSeq names its product tetratricopeptide repeat protein 7A-like. Gene Ontology annotation, biological process: protein localization to plasma membrane; phosphatidylinositol phosphate biosynthetic process. The annotation marks the transcript as partial. The transcript has 5 exons. Gene Ontology annotation, cellular component: plasma membrane. The record is from RefSeq and is a predicted model, not a curated record. Gene Ontology annotation, molecular function: protein binding. Lineage: Eukaryota; Metazoa; Chordata; Aves; Cariamiformes; Cariamidae.